AGGAUUCAAAAUGAAGUUAAAUAAAAAAGUGCUUGAUUUUGUUUUUAGUUGGUCUUGUGUGUGAUCUCCUUAGUAGAGAGAGAAGAACAUGGUUUUAGGGAUGUUGCAUAUGUUUGUUUUCUGGAAUGUUGGAGAGAGAAGAUUAUAAGUUGUCUUUGGGCCAGACCCAUUUGAAAAUGUCAAGAAUUCAGCUUCUUCAAAUCCAGGAAAAAGAUGGUUACAUGAGUUAUUCUCCUCCAUUUGCCCCCAUCUCUUCAUCACCGUAUACUGGUGGGUUUCCCAAAGAAUCAACCCCAACAUCAUCAUCAUCAUCGUCAUCAUCAUCUUCUGGUACGAGAAUAAGCCCGGCUGUUCUUUUCAUAAUCGUGAUUCUGGCCGUACUGUUCUUCAUCUCCGGUCUUCUCCACUUGCUGGUUAGAUUUCUCAUAAAGCACCCAUCUUCCUCAGCUUCUUCUCAAUCUAAUAGAUACCCGGCAGAGCUUUCCACAUCUGAUGCUCUUCAGAGACAGCUUCAGCAACUCUUUCACCUCCAUGAUUCUGGUCUGGAUCAGGCUUUUAUAGACGCUCUUCCUGUUUUCCAGUACAAAGAGAUUGUGGGGUUGAAAGAGCCCUUUGAUUGUGCUGUUUGCCUUUGUGAGUUCUCCGAAAAGGAUAAGCUCAGAUUGCUUCCUACGUGCAGCCAUGCCUUCCACAUCAGUUGCAUUGACACUUGGCUCUUAUCGAAUUCGACAUGUCCUCUUUGUAGAGGAACCCUCUUUGCGCCCGGGUAUUCCAUUGAAAACCCGAUUUUCGAUUUCGAUGAUUUUCGAGAAGAAGAUGCGCGGUCGGGCAAUGGCGGGUUGGUUUCAUCUCAGAAGACUAUGGAGAUCGAAGAAACUGUUGUUGAUAAGGGAGUUUUGCCCGUUAGACUAGGCAAAUUCAGAAGGGUCAAUGGCGAGUUAGGCGAUUCGGGAGUUGGAGAGACCAGUAGCAGUAGAUUGGAUGCAAGAAGAUGUUUCUCAAUGGGGUCUUAUCAGUAUGUACUCGGCGAUUCAGUCCUUCGAGUCGCCUUAGGCAACGAUCAACAAGGCCGCGAAGUUAAGCCAACUAAAGGACCAGAAAAUGGAAAUAGUAAUCCCAAUGUUGAUGGAGAUUUGGAGGGAAAGAAGAUUAGUAGUGUUAGUAGAGGUGAGAGCUAUUCUGUUUCCAAGAUCUGGCAAUGGUCUAAGAAGGGAAAGUUUUCGACUUCAACGGAUGCACAGAUUGGUAUGCCUUCUUCUCUCAAUAUGGACUUGCCAUGGAUGGAAAAGGCACAAGGCGUAUGAUUGACUAUUAUGAGAGGUACAUUCUUUAUUGUUUUUGUGGUUGAUUAGCAAUCUGAAUCAUCAAAGUUUGGAAGCAGGCUGGUUGGUUCAAGUUUUUUUUUCCCCACUUUCCUGUUGAAAAAUUUUUGUGGUGCUGCUAAUUCAGUAAUUCUGAUGAUUGCUUUUGUGGCAUUACUGUUUAUGUACAUCAUAAUCUUGUUCUCGUUGAAACCAGAAGGACACAUCCUGUUCUCAGAGGGAGAUUCUAAUUUUAGGGAAUGCCGGUCUAAGAGUAAGACAUGUCUUGCUUAACCCAACUUGGGAUUCUUGUAUGAAAAAUUUAAUGAUGUCUUUUGUGAACAAUGACACAGAAAUAUCACUAUGAUUAUAUUGGUUGCUUAAUACAUAUGUGGGUCGAUCCCAAUCUCUUCUCCAUGGUCGCUUAACCCUUCUUGGCUUUGGCAGAAGGGGGGUCCAAAGCCUGUAGUGGAUUGAAAUGGUUUUGCUAUUCUCGGCCACAUGGGUGUAAAAUGCUUGUAGCCAAAUGUAUUUAGCAGCCCAUUAGGCAUCAACGGUGCUCGGCACUAUAACUCACAGUGGGCUGAGCUCCCGACAAGGGCUCAUAAUGCUCGCACCGCACUACAACCCACA
Molecule: messenger RNA, 1934 nt
Organism: Morus notabilis
Lineage: Eukaryota; Viridiplantae; Streptophyta; Magnoliopsida; Rosales; Moraceae
Product: RING-H2 finger protein ATL46
Exons: 2
Coding region: 126-1304 (392 amino acids)
Source: RefSeq, a predicted model, not a curated record